ACGCUCUCAGCAAGUAUUAACACAAUACAGUCACAAACACCAAUGGCCUAAAGUCAGAUCACAUUUGUUAUUGAGAUGAGCAACCUCGGUUAGCGACCCAGUGAAUGUAUAAUAAGAUUACUGGAAGAACGUUUCACCUUGGUUUGGCUGCAGACCUGGUUGACCCAUCCCYAYAUCCUGCUGAUACCUUUAACCAGACAUUUCGUAUUAGCUCAUCCACUUGAGAGAUCGCAAGAUGAAUGACAGUCGAUACAGCCUACAUAAGGAAGAGGAUGGUGUGCUAAACAGUAACGGUCCAUACUCUCCAGUAAUGGUCGAAGACGUGCAUAUAAACCAUGCCUCGAAAUCCAAGCGCUCGAGAAUCUUUGCACUUAUAAUAAUUCUCCUUCUCGUGACUUGUGCGGUGCUCAUAGUUCUGUACACAAUGGAAAGAGGGAAGAGAAAAGAURCCGAGCAGACAGUCCAAGAAGAAAAAUCAAUUUCGCCGAAAAAAGUUUGCACAACUGAUCACUGCGUGCGAACUGCGUCAGAGAUAACGAAGAACCUUAACAAAGAUGUAGACCCAUGCGAAGACUUUUACUCGUUUGCUUGUGGYGGUUGGCAGCGUGAACACCCCAUYCCUGACACUGARUCGGAAUGGAACCAAGUAGAAGAAUUAAAGCAGAGRAAUAGGAACACAUUAAGAAGGCUAUUGGACAGCAAACAAACACGUGACAAGUACUCAAAGAUUUCAGCAGUUCAAAAGGUCUACGAAUAUUACGAUGCUUGUACCAACGAAAAAGCCAUUGAGAAUGCAGGCAUUAAACCACUGAUUUCAGCAGUUCAAAAGGUCUACGAAUAUUACGAUGCUUGUACCAAYGAAAAAGCCAUUGAGAAUGCAGGCAUUAAACCACUGAYAGACACUAUAGCAAAAUAUGGAUCAUGGAACAUCACAAAAACUGGAUUCAAGGGACCCUGGGAYUUCUACACGUAUCUMACUAGCAUUCACAGGGAGCUUGACAUCGCACCACUGUUCAAGAUUUCUGUCGAUCCUGAUAUUAAAAAUUCUUCCAUUCAUCGCAUUAUGAUAARGCAAACAAGUCACUUUGUCACACUCAAGGGAUACUUAUCAAAUGAAACCCAUUCACAAAAGGUUGCAUCUGCGUACAAACAGUUAAUGAAGGAAAUAGCAAAAUUGCUUGGAGCAAAUAUUGAGGAAAGUGCUUAUGAACUUCAGGAAAUAUUUGAUCUUGAAAAGUCUCUCUCAAAGAUAUCGCUCCCAAAAGAAGAAAUGGGCAAUGAAAUUAAAAUAUAUAAUUUAUUGACAAUCAAAGAAUUAACAAAGCGCACGAAAAAUGAGCUCGAUUGGUUAAGGAUCUUAAACGAGAUCUUCAAAGAUGUUGGAGUCUCUUUUAAAAACGACGAUCAAGUAGUUGUACUUGGCAUGGACUAUAUAGAAAAUCUUGGACUUCUUCUUAGACAAACUCCUAAAAGGGUCCUACGCAACUACAUGAUUUGGCAAAUCGUUGUUAACUUCGCUCUAGAACUUGGCUCUAUAGCGCAACCAUCUUAUGACCGUUAUAAGUCCGUCGCUGAUGGUACCAUUUCUGGUACCAUUUCUCCUUGGAAAGUGUGCAUUGAUGAGAUGAGCAAAAACAAGCUUCUUGGGUAUCCUCUUGGACUGAUAUUCAUUGAUGAGAAGUUCAGGAARGAAAGCUUGCACGAGAUCUCGAAAGUGAUCCAAGACCUUCGUGAAGUUUUUCUCUCCAAUUUGAAUGAACUGGAUUGGAUGGACGAGCAAACCAAAGAGAAAGCCAGAGAAAAGGCUAACGCAAUACGCGAAAAUAUUGGAUAUCCAAGCUACUUAAAAGAUCAAGAGGAAUUGGAUCGACGUUACAAAGAGCUCAAAACAAACAGCUCAUACUUCACAAGUAUGGUGAACCUUCGUCGAUUUGUCGUUUUCAAAAAACUUUCCAAAGUAAAUAAGCCAGUCGACAAGAAAAGAUGGAUAAUACCACCGCAAAGAGUAAACGCUUAUUACUAUAGAGUUACUAAUAAGAUAACAUUUCCAGCAGGAUUUCUGCAGCCACCAUUUUUCGAUAAAAAUUUCCCAAGGGCGGUCAGUUAUGGUGGCAUUGGUAUUGUUGUCGCUCAUGAAAUAACACAUGGUUUUGAUAGUAAUGGUCGAAAGUACGAUAAAAUGGGAGACCUGUCCAAUUGGUGGACUAAUUCAUCCAAUGAUGCCUUCGAAAGGAAGUCCAAAUGCUUCAUCGAACAGUACUCUAACGUUCGUGCUUAUGGAAUGAACCUCAAUGGUGUCCAGACUUUAGGAGAAAACAUUGCAGACAAUGCUGCCAUAAAACACGCUUUCAUGGCCUAUCAACAUUGGGUUCAAAAUCACAGAGAGGAGCCCAAUCUUCCCGGGAUGGAGUACACCAACGAUCAAGUAUUUUUCAUAAGCGCAGGCCAGGUGGAUUGUUCGAACACGCGUACUCAGAAUGCCAAAAAUGCUAUAGAACAGGGUACCCAUACGCUUAGUAAAUUUCGAGUGAAUCUUGAGAUGGCCAAUUCGAAGGAGUUUUCAAAAGCUUUCAAUUGCCCACUGGGGUCGCCAAUGAACCCAGAAAAGAAAUGCGAAGUGUGGUAGUCACGUGACACUUUUAGACCCAGUUCUCUCUCUUUCAAAUUAAAACAACUCUCAUCUACACAUCUAUCUAUCUAGGUUUACAUAUAAUCAUAUUCAAAUUCAAUGUCAAUUCAAAUCAUAGAAAAUCUAACGUGACAAAAAAGCCUGUUUGAAACGUYAAAUUUCAGAUGUGUAGACAUGCAAAUACUAAGAUAUUUAGCAGGUACAAGAUAUGGAAACAUUUGCACUGAAUAAUAACCUCCUGGAUUUUUGUCUGUGGCAUUUUGAAAUGUGUCAUCGAGCCUGAAAUUAAGGUGAGCGUGCAAAGAUAGAAACAUUAUUUCAUGCCUACAUAAAAAUAUACUAUGGUCGUCUCGUUUCGAUGCAAAGGCACGGUUACCUUUCAAGAUUCGGACGUGAGAGAGACGGUAUACAGCUAUUUCAAAAAACG
Messenger RNA from Exaiptasia diaphana, 3056 nucleotides. RefSeq names its product endothelin-converting enzyme 1. Lineage: Eukaryota; Metazoa; Cnidaria; Anthozoa; Actiniaria; Aiptasiidae. Gene Ontology annotation, cellular component: plasma membrane. Gene Ontology annotation, molecular function: metalloendopeptidase activity. The record is from RefSeq and is a predicted model, not a curated record. Bases 236 to 2626 code for a protein of 796 amino acids. The transcript is spliced from 20 exons. Gene Ontology annotation, biological process: protein processing.